Molecule: messenger RNA, 483 nt
Organism: Medioppia subpectinata
Lineage: Eukaryota; Metazoa; Arthropoda; Arachnida; Sarcoptiformes; Oppiidae
Source: the annotation of a GenBank genome assembly
ACUUACGUAGAAAUGUAUGAUAUAUUGACAGGAAUUGAUUCCCAGUUCGGCACUCUUGAGGGAGCGGUCACUUCGAUAGUGGAUAUGAAACUAUUUCCAAACCUAAGAAAGGAGAUCCUCACAGGUGCCAUAUGUUUGCAAAAGGGCCGAAAACUUGCGUCUAAAUCGCUACUUUAUGAGUUAAUGACCGGUCGGAGAACAUCAAAGGAGUGCAAAAUCGGUUCGACGACACUUUUAGACAACUAUCACAUCAAACUGGGAAUCGUUUUCCAUGCAACGAACGACCACAAAGACUGGCCGCCGUGGGCUAUAGCACUCAUAUUUGCAUUAAUUCUGAUGUCUGUGCUGUGGAUCCCGGGAGUGGCGCUCUUAAGACUCGUUGGCGUACAUGUGUUGGCAGAUGAGGAGCCGUCUUGGUUUCCGGCCGAAGAACUCCGACAAUAUCAUCGAAUAGUUCCCCGAAAAGUGACUUCAUUUGAGAGA